CAAAAUUUGUCUAGAAGUUGUACGGAAGAAUAGAGAAUCGAAUGGUUCACAGUGAUCAUAGGGAGGAUGAUGGUGCUACUAAAGAUGGUGAUGGUGAUCACAAUGAGGAUGAUGGUGCUAAUAAAGAUGGGAGCUACGCUGGGGACGAUGAAAACACCCAGACUGAUGGAGAUCAAGAUAAAACAAAGGAGAAAUCAUCAACUAUUGGUUUCUGCACACCAAACUUCAACCUCCUGUCUGAAGAAAGUGAACCUGACCCAGAUUUUGAAGAAAUUAUUGCGAUCAUCCUUCAAGGAUAUAAGCUUAAGAAAAGCGAUUGGAUCAAGAAGAAGCUCGAUGUUGUUUCUGCUUUGCAAGAAAUUGGUGCAAAGAGAAUCAGGAUCUCAGACAGCGAGAAGCUGGACAAGAUCCUGACUCGUCUUGAAGAUUUAGACAGAAGACUGGAGGUGAUAGAGCACGUUAUGAAAAUCAAUGUGGAUAAAAAGGAGAAAGGCCAGAGCAGUCAGGUUCACAGUGAUCACAGUGAUUUUGCAUCGUAGAUUGAUUGGUUUGUAAGUAUUCAUGAGUGAGAUUGCGGAUUCUAUGCGUGUGGAGAUAGAAGAUGUGGUGUCUACACUACUUUUUUGACUUGCAUUUCCUAGGAACACAAAAUGGCCCACUGGCUUUGUCCCUUUGUUUAAUUGGGAUCACGGAUUGAAUCCCAGUG
Molecule: messenger RNA, 706 nt
Organism: Arabidopsis arenosa
Lineage: Eukaryota; Viridiplantae; Streptophyta; Magnoliopsida; Brassicales; Brassicaceae
Source: the annotation of a GenBank genome assembly